CUGGCAACCGUGGCAAGCUAGUUGCUGUGCAGUUUCCGUUGCUAGCGAGAACGUAUUGCUUAGGGUAAGGCUACCAUUGCAUUGUCUUGUUAGUAGCCUUGGGCCUUUCAAAACCGAGAUGGGGUGUUUCAAUAUGUAUAUCUUCAACCGACAAGGCACUUGCAUCUACUAUCAUGAAUGGUUUAGGCCCAAGUCUGUGAAGCAAGGAGCUGGAACGCUUCAGGAUGACCAAAAGCAGAUGUUUGGCCUGUUCUGGACGCUCAGUAACUUCUGCGCUACGAUGGACCCCAGAGAUCAGAACAAGCCACAGCUUGGCGCGCCUCGCAAGAUUGGGCAGGGCUGUAAAUUCAGGAGCUUUACGACAAGCAACUACAAGUGCAAUUUCUUAGAAGUACCUUCCGGCAUCAAGCUUGUACUUAAUACGCAUCGGGAGGCGCCGGACCUCACCGAUGUGCUGCAGGCGCUGUAUGACGACAUAUUCGUGGAGUAUGUUGUCAAGAACCCGCUGUACGUCCCGGGCCAGCCAUUCCAGUCGGACCAGUUCGUGAACGCCCUGAACGCCUUCCUCCGCCAAAACGGCCUCUUGCAGCAGCAGCAGAUCAUGCAGGCCGCCGCAUGAAGCGUUGACCCACGCACGAAUCUGAACAGGUGCUGCUUGCGCUUUGCAGCAGGUCGGAUUGUCGGAAACGGCUCACGGCCACAGCCAUGACAUGGCGUUAUGUUCCAGCGGCUGGCACCUGAAGCCACCUGUUACACCGUUCGUGCCGCAGCACGUGCGUUGCGGCACGUGCACACUAGCCAAACACUACCAGCGUUGGGGGGCCCUGGUAGAGGAGGACAGUGGCGCGCAGCCUUCGCGGGUCCCCCUGCUCUGCAUUUGGGCAGCAGCGCCGUACUGCUUUGUGGCAGCCGUGCUUGCUCGGGCAUAAGAGGUUCAUCCAGCGCUGUGCCGCCGGCAUCCCUGCUGUUGCUGCAAGCCUACACGGGCCAGCGCGCCCCGUCCGGGCACAUGUUACUACUGAAACGUCCGCCUGCGCUCUUGCAAGCUUGGGUGCAUGGUGGCAUCGCUGUGAGACGUAUGUGGCUCUGAAGCCUAAGCGGCUGUGAUCAAGGGCCCACGGGGACGCGCGCCGGCCGUGUGUGCGCUGCUUCUGCUUUCAGGGCGCUCCAUGCGAGACUGCAUUGAAGUAGGUUGCGGACACAGGGGAUUCCUGAUUGGCUUGCCCAGCGCCUUGCUCCCCAGCCAGCAUGAGCGACUGUGGCUUGCUGGCUCGGUCUGGUUGGAUUCUUUGUUUGUUUGUUGUGGUGGUGCGGCUGUGUGGCCGUUCCUGUGUCGCCGCCACUACCGGGCCUGUACGACAAUUGCCCCUGACAUGCUGUGGUGUCAUCACGAGGCCUCCACUUGACGCAGGCGUUCGCUGUUCCUGGAUUCCCCGGACGGCUGAGAUGGGGGCUUAUUGUGCAUUGUGCACGGUGUGCUGGGUUGCGCAUUCACUUUGAGCGCUGGACCACAUUAGCGGUAGUGGAGUGCGUGUCUUACAAUGACAGCACCUACACAUGAAGCUGUAGGUGGCUUGGCUUUAGGCAGCAUAUCGGUAGUAUAGGGCAGCAGGUAGACACAGCAUUUGCCACAGACAUGGGUCCGGUGACCGUUUGGUGAGGGGGCUUGUUGUUUGUUGUAUUUCUGUCUGUACAUGACCACUUCUGAGAUCUGACCACACCUCUGACUGUAUAAUUGACAAUACGCGUGCAGUAGGAUACCGGAACUACCGUACAGGCAUACCGUCGAGAAGAAGACGACAAGUGGGCGGCUGCGGUGGUGGCAGUACAGGACGUUGCAUUUGUUGGGAUGAUGGAGAGCAGAGCGUUUUACGAGUGGUCGACGGUAUGGGACUGCUUUACGUGGAGUUCACUUUCUACAGUCAUUGGACGAGACUGCUAUGGGGUAGGAGGAAGGACGGGGGCCGGGUGCGGAAGGAGGCGCUGAGUUGUUGGGUGUGAACGGGCGUGUGCAUAGGGUGCAAGGGGUGGGUGUGGAGUCCGCUCCGUGCACUUUCUUAUCCUUUAGAAACAGGCCAGACGAAGGGCCCGCAACGACAAGCAAAGCGGCCCACCGCUGUGUUGUACCGUACUAGGAGG
Astrephomene gubernaculifera is the source of this 2139-nucleotide messenger RNA. NCBI's taxonomy places the organism in Eukaryota, Viridiplantae, Chlorophyta, Chlorophyceae, Chlamydomonadales, Astrephomenaceae. The record is from the annotation of a GenBank genome assembly.